CUGUGCUCUUGCCACUCUUACUACUCUCUUUGGUCCUCACACAAGGCUCCAGUGUCAUGUCUUCAUAUUGUUUAUUAGGCUCGUUUACUGGGAAGAAUAGUGCGUGCAUGUCACAUAACCCUCCCACCGACCGCCUACGUCGUCGCUCAGCCAGCACCGGUGCUAUCGUUCCCCUCCACUCUCCCAUCUCCCCAGGUCCUUCCAGCCCACUCGUCUAUCAGCCCCCCAAAAAGAGGUUCCGAAAAUCAUGGUCGAGCAAAAAAGUAGACUACAACUUCUCAGCUGCAAACUCGAACAAUAUAGUUGGGAUCGUGAUGCUCGAGAUCCAAGGAGCGAGUGAUCUGCCUAGGCUGCGGGAGAUGCCUUGGGAAGCGAAGCAUGAUCCUACGAUUUCGUUACGGUGCGUUCGUCUCGUCUUGUUUCAUCUUCAUCUUGCUUAUCCUCCAUUGUCCUUCAUCGUUCCCAUCAUUCCCUCCCUAUCUCCAACCCGCCCACUCCCAACCACCCCAGCGCAAAAUUCCAGUCCUACGCCGAGCUCCGUCAACGUUUCUGGGCGCAAUGCGCUUUCUAAUGAUUUCUCAGAGUUCGGUGAGUCGCACAACACUCAAUGGGGUCGAUUAUAUGAAGCAAAGGAUGUGAAGGUGGAGUGGCACGGUGAGCACAAUAUCAAUAUGCUCUUGUGUAGACGAUGCCCACGCGGCUCGACGGCGCUACAAGAAAAACUCUCCGCUACUGCCUUCUGUCUGCAUCCGCUACUGCCUUCUGUCUGCAUCCGCUACCACCUUCUGUCUGCAUCCGCUACCGCCUUCUUUCUGCAUCUCUCCCACCCCCUACUGAACCCGGUUCUACCACCUGGCCUCUCGCCACCGACUCCCGCCCUUCCCGACCAAGCAUCUUCAACACCCAACGCUGCCACCUCGAUCUCCAUGGGACCCGCACUCUUUUGCAGCGUUUCUUCGUCACGGAUGGCUCGCGUAGCUGCCGUGGGGGAGAAACGCAGUAUAAUUCCUGAUUUACCUUAG
Messenger RNA from Suillus clintonianus, 1022 nucleotides. RefSeq lists its product as uncharacterized. The record is from RefSeq and is a predicted model, not a curated record. NCBI's taxonomy places the organism in Eukaryota, Fungi, Basidiomycota, Agaricomycetes, Boletales, Suillaceae. Bases 57 to 1022 code for a protein of 321 amino acids. The transcript is spliced from 3 exons.